Molecule: messenger RNA, 1323 nt
Organism: Aspergillus mulundensis
Lineage: Eukaryota; Fungi; Ascomycota; Eurotiomycetes; Eurotiales; Aspergillaceae
Exons: 8
Coding region: 1-1323 (440 amino acids)
Cellular component (GO): nucleus; cytoplasm
Source: RefSeq, a predicted model, not a curated record
AUGGAAUCCCCCGCUAUUCAAACCCCGCUUGAUCCGAAAGAGCAACCGAUCCUGGAAUCCGUACUUCGCAUUCGCGACGCACUCUAUCUACUGAAACAAGACAAGUCGUCUUAUAUCAGAUCUCGUGAUGUUCUUCCGCUCUAUGAAGAGGUGACCGAGGAGGUAGAAAAGCUCAAUGCUGUUCGAAAAGACCAAAACCGCCGCCUGGCGCAUAAUCGAUUGGACUACGUCUUAGACGACUGCUUCCAACUCAUUUCGCUUUUAUUCCUGACGGUUGGGAGGAACAAUGAAGCUCCGGCAGUAUACUCCCUUGCGGCUACAGUACAACGAUUACUUGACCAUCUGGAAGAAGCCGGAUUUUACAGUGCGAAAGACUUGAGCUCGAUCACAACGACGCUCGUAGAAAUGCGCGAAACCAUAGAACGGGGGAAAGAAGCACAUUCACCGGCCUUGCUAACGCUUCUCGAAAGUCGCCUAGACAAGUGCCAGAUCAAGCUAGAGAAACUGCAAAAAGAAUUGGCGAAAUUGAGCCACGAGCUCGCUUCAACACACGAAACCCUAGUCUCUGUCCUUCGGUCAACUGCGGCCGUUAAUACUCGCUCGAAGUUCUCUGCUUCGGAAGUAAACGGGCUUCGAGAUCAACUGAAGAAGAUCGAAGACUCGAUGAAAGACGGCAACUUUGUUGACGCGAACGGAACUAUACUGGACAACCAAGAUGAAGUGAAACUGCUGCUACACCGAUGUUGGCGUUGGACUGAGAUAGUAUUGGAGCGGGAGGGGAAAAUCGAUGAACGAUUCCGAGAGCAGUACGAGAGGUUACUCGACAUUCGUAACCAGCUGGACCGGCUUUCCGUCACACAAGCAUGGUCUCUCCGCGAGACAGAUCUGUUCGUUUACCAGCGCAAACUCGAUCGAGUUGACGAGGCGAGAGUCAACGGCAACUUCGUGGAUGCCGAGGGCAAGCCUGCCGACCUUCACGCACAGCGGACCCUCCUUUACCUGAUCCGGAGAAGCUACGCGUACAUUUAUGCGCUCCUCAUUUCAUCAGAACCUGUUUCAGAAGCACUGUUACCGGUAUAUAACCAGCUGCAAACACUACGACGUUGUCUAUUUGAAGUCAAAGAGUCCGGCGGUGUAUCCAACUCUCGGGAACUCUACCCAUACAGUAUGAAGCUCAACUCGAUUGACAACAUGCGCGUCGACGGCAAGUUCUACAUUGGAAACGAUAUCCCAGAGGGACAAGGUGGAGUGAACGCCUUGCUGGCCGAAUGCUACGAUCUAGUCUGGGAGUUGCGGGCUGCGGUGGCAGACGAUAAGGAAUAA